Molecule: messenger RNA, 356 nt
Organism: Mustela lutreola (European mink)
Lineage: Eukaryota; Metazoa; Chordata; Mammalia; Carnivora; Mustelidae
Product: glutathione S-transferase A4-like
Exons: 1
Coding region: 21-356 (111 amino acids)
Biological process (GO): glutathione metabolic process; xenobiotic metabolic process
Molecular function (GO): glutathione transferase activity
Source: RefSeq, a predicted model, not a curated record
CUUCAGCCUGAAAGGCCAUCAUGGCAGCAAAGCCCAAACUCCACUACCCUAAUGGAAGAGGCCGGAUGGAAUCUGUAAGAUGGGUUUUAGCUGAAACCAGAAUUGAGUUUGAUGAAGAAUUCUUAGAAACAAAAGAACAGUUUCAGAAGUUGCAGGAUGGUAACCACCUGCUGUUCCAACAAGUGCCAAUGGUUGAAAUUGAUGGGAUGAAGUUGGUGCUGACCCAAAGCAUCCUUCACUGCAUAGCACAUAAACACCACUUCUUAGGCAAGGACCUCAAGGAGAGAACCCUGAUUGACAUGUACGUGGAGGGAACACUAGUUCUACUGGAACGGAUUAUCAUGCAUCCUUUCUAA